AUGCGCACGCCCCCGCGGAGGGCCAGCCGAAACUCUGGAUCCGGCUUUGGAAAGCGGAUCAAGGUCGCUAAGAAGCCGUUCAGCCCCGAGCCCGCGGAGAAGAAGAGGAAGGAGAACAAGAGCGCGUCGGCGGGUUCCCGCGACGGCGACGGCGAUGGGAAGAAAUCGAGGAGAGGGAGAGCCACGGGUCAGGGCCGGCGCAGGAACGGGAAGGCGAAGGACGACGAACCGGUGAAUAAGCUGUCCACCAUUCGCAGAGAGCAGCACCACAUCGAUGCCUAUGAGAUGGACGGAUGGAAGGGAGCGAGCCGCGAGAAGCUCCGCCCCGCGGACGAGAUUCGCAAGUCGCAGGUCAAGAUCUUCAACUGCAAGCUAAAGGUUCGCGACAUGUUUCGCGACAUCGACAUGGACACCGGCGAGGUCAGCUUCAGGGACCGCAUCGAGGAGGACACCGGCGAGGUUGACGUCGAGGAUGUGGUGUGCGCGAGGUGCGCCGACGGCGACGCGACGGACGAGAACGACAUCCUCAUUUGCGACGGGUACUGCGACCGCGCGUUCCACCAGCGCUGCGUCGUGCCGCCGGUCAAGGCGGACGAGAUUCCGGACGAGUGGCUGUGUCCGCUGUGCGACGCGCGCGUGGACUGCUUCUACACGCUCAACGCGGACUUUGACCUCGAGCUGGACGCCGCCGACGCCAGCUGGCGCGACGUCUUCCCGACCGAAGCGGAGUUGGACUCGAAAAAAGAGGGUCCGGGUCAGGAGAACGAGCGGCGCGCCGACAAGGGUAAGGGUUUGCUCGACGAGGACUGGGGCAGCGACGAGUCGGGGGACGAGGACUUCGCCGAGGGCGCAGACGGCGACGACGGCGACGACGACGACGACGAGCCCCUCUCCGGAUCCGCUCGCUCGGGCUCGGACUCCGACUCCGACGGGGACUCGGGCGAGCGGCGAAGGGUGCGAGACGCGAUGAACGCCGAGGCGGAGGUGUGCGUGGGUAAGCGCAGGAGGACCGCGGUGGACUAUCGCAAGCUGAACGACGAGAUGUUCGGCGAGGGGGAGGCGUUCGAGGGGGAGGCGGAGGACGAACGCGUCGGCGGUUGGGGGCCGUCGAGCCCGGGGAGGUCGAAGGACGCGGCGGCGAAACGGGGAAGAAGGGGCGAGGGGCGGUCGAGGAGAAGGUCGAGCGCCACCGACGCGGAAGGUCGCGGGGCGGCGGGCGGGAGUAAGGUUCGGGUUAACUCUAAACCUUCGACCCCCGCGUCCCCGAGGAGGAAGCAGAGUCCGGCGAAGAAGCGGACGGGUGCGCCGCCGCCGAAGAAGUUUUCGGAUUCGGUUCGCGCCGCGCUCGAGGCUUCGUUCAAUGCGAACAACUUCCCCUCGCAUCACGAGAUGGCGUCCAUCGGCGGAUCCAUCGGACUGACCGACCAUCAGGUGAAGGUGUGGUUCCAGAACCGCCGGCGACCGAAGAAACCCAGGGCGGCGGAGCAGAACGGAACCCCCGCGAAAUCUCCGUGA
Molecule: messenger RNA, 1515 nt
Organism: Micromonas commoda
Lineage: Eukaryota; Viridiplantae; Chlorophyta; Mamiellophyceae; Mamiellales; Mamiellaceae
Exons: 3
Coding region: 1-1515 (504 amino acids)
Biological process (GO): chromatin organization; regulation of DNA-templated transcription
Cellular component (GO): nucleus
Molecular function (GO): metal ion binding; DNA binding; chromatin binding
Source: RefSeq, a predicted model, not a curated record